Helicoverpa armigera (cotton bollworm) is the source of this 5128-nucleotide messenger RNA. It is a transcript of the gene p53, whose product is annotated as cellular tumor antigen p53. Bases 274 to 1371 code for a protein of 365 amino acids. The record is from RefSeq and is a predicted model, not a curated record. NCBI's taxonomy places the organism in Eukaryota, Metazoa, Arthropoda, Insecta, Lepidoptera, Noctuidae. Gene Ontology annotation, molecular function: DNA-binding transcription factor activity, RNA polymerase II-specific; RNA polymerase II cis-regulatory region sequence-specific DNA binding. The transcript has 8 exons. Gene Ontology annotation, cellular component: nucleus. Gene Ontology annotation, biological process: apoptotic process; regulation of transcription by RNA polymerase II.
CUUAUUAAUGAAGUAUUAAAAUGGGUUUGCGAUGUUAUUAAACUAGAAUCAGUAGAAACCUAGACAUUUAAUAUGGUACCCCGCUAUUUGCUAUUUGCAUCAACGUCUUGUAUUGUGCGCUCGCGGAUUUUGUAGUUUUGUGUUGUUUUUUUUUGAAACUUUUUUCCAUUGUGACCUGCAUUUGUCCAGUGUUAGCUUACAAAACAUUGUGAGGAUCUUACAAAACAUUUUUUUCUGGAUUUAUUUUGUUAUUAAAUAAUUUUAAGAUUAAUCAUGAAUGAUUUCAGAAAGAUGUACUCUGAAGAAGACUAUGAUAGCUGCAUCAAUGAUCAAAAUCUGUUGCUGGAGAUUGAUUCUUGCGGUCUUGACUUUGAGGGCAUUUCAUCAGGAUUCAUUCCAUCACCAGCUUCGGAGACCAUGGAAAUGGGCACCAAACCAAACCCAGCUACACAAAUAGAAUUUCCUUUCUGUCCCCGAGGGCCUCCACAAAGGAUGAGUUAUCCGGGUGAACUUAAUUUCCAAGUGGAAGUGAACAGCAAUGAUGUACACAAGAAGACAUUUUUGUAUUCCCACCAACUGUGCCGCAUCUACGUGGAUAUGAAGUGCAACUUUAGCGUGCAAUUCAACUGGGACUACUUGAAGGCUCCGCAUAUGUUCGUGCGGUCUACAGUCGUCUUCUCCGACGAGACGCAGGCGGAGAAGCGAGUUGAACGAUGCGUUCAGCAUUUCCAUGAGAGUUCUACUUCUGGUAUUCAAACAGAAAUUGCCAAAAACGUGCUCCACUCAUCCCGGGAGAUUGGUACCCAGGGCGUCUACUACUGCGGGAAGGUGGAUAUGGCAGACUCCUGGUAUUCAGUCCUGGUGGAGUUCGUGAGGACCAGUCCUGACUCCUGUUCUCAUGCUUACCAGUUCUCCUGCAAGAAUUCUUGUGCAACCGGCAUUAAUAGGCGGGCGAUUGCUAUUAUUUUUACACUGGAAAAUCAUAUGGGUGAAAUCUUUGGGCGUCAGAAGGUAGGAGCGAGGGUUUGCGCCUGUCCUCGUCGAGAUAUGCUCAAAGACGAGACAGCUGAGGGGGUGUACAAGACAGGCAAGAAACGCAUCCCCUCUAACCAGAUUGAACCGCCUAAAACUAAGAAGAUCAAAGUCGAGAAUCUCAUGGAGUUUGAUGAUGCUGUACAUAAGCUGCCUCCGUUGCAAAUCGUGGGGUCCAGAGCGAUGCUAUGCGGCCUCAAAGUGAUGUUAGAAAUGAUGGAGCUAGCAGUCGAGUGUCGAAAGAAUGACCCAGAGUCCACGGCCCUACACGAAAAACCUAUCUCGGACCUCAGAGAUACCAUCAAAAAAUUGGAAAAUGCCAAAAAACCGCCACAGUAAUAUUUUUUGUACCUUUUUUUUUAUUUUUAGUGUAGUUUUUUUUAGUUAAACAUAAGUUUGACGUUUUCAUUUUUUUAUUAUGUUUCGAUUUUUAACACCCAGUUUUAGUUGACAUUUUUGUAUUUUUGAUAUAAUCAUGACUUUAUCUUUACAAGUACAAGCAGUGCCUUUCCAAUAAUUUUAUAAUAAUUUAAAAAAAAACAUGAUUUUAUAACUUAGAAGGGUCUUUUUCCAUAUGCCUACAUACUUUUUACUGACUCAUACUAAGGCAGGCAAAAGUGCCUGCAAGUUGAAAGCCACAUAAUUGUACUGUUGUUUUAUCGCAUUAUCAUGUUUGAUCUGAUAAUUUUAUCUGCUAAAACACUUUACGCAGAGAAACCAAAAAUUACUUUUCCUUUUUUUACAUCUGUCUAGUGCUAUAGACCCAAAUAAAAGAAUUAAGUAAUUUAAUAAACAAUAAAAAAGUACAUAAAAUUUACAUAAUUAACUAGCACAUAAUAAUUGUAGGCACUGCUCAUCAAGUUACCUCAAAAAUAUUUAACCAGUGCGUCCCACCCUUACUUAAGACAUAUUCCUAAGUGUUCAAACUAAGCAUUGCUUAUGGUGGGUACACACGAUACCAACUUCACACACUUUCAUAGAAUUUUGUCUCCGCAACAAAACGGUGCAUACAAAAGUCUGAGCCAAUGAUAAGUCGGCACGGACAUCUUCCGUCGUACCACAAAAACUUAAACGUCUGUUGAAAACUUGCCUAAAAAAUGACAGAUUAUGACGUUGAAAUAAGGUCCGUUUUGUAGCCACACUUUUUUAGACAAGUGUUCAACGCGUGUUUAAGUUUUUGUAGUAAGGCUGUUUGUAUCUCAUAUUUUCACUCAGAUUUCAGAUUUUUAUAUAGACUUCAUUUCCACUUUAGAUUUUUUGUAUCGUGUGGACCCACCAUUAGUCUUAACAAAACGAGUGUUAAACAUACUUAACAGUUCGGCCAAAGGCUAUUUUGUUUAGAAUCUGAUAAAAAACAACUGCCAUACAUAAGCCUUUUUAGUGGUAAACCAAUAAAAAAUGUAAAUAUUGGGUAGUUGACACAAAAAAGUUCAUAGAAAGGAUAUAUUUUGAGAAAUUAUUAUCAUUUUAAGGAAAACUAGCUGUCUACUCGCGGUUUCAGAUCCCGGGGGAACUAGUUCUCGUACCGGGAUAAAAUAUAGCCCUUGUUACUCGGGAAGAGUGUAGCUUUCCAACAGUGAAAGGAUUUUUCAUAUUUAAUCAGUAGUUUCGCAGCCUUUAACAAACAAACAAAACCAGUUCCUGUUUAUUAUAUAAGUGUAGAUAAAAAACAUAUGUACAGGUAAUUCACUAAAAUCAUGAUGAAAUAAAAAUACAGUAUCUAUGAAGGUAAUGUAUGAAAAAGGUUCGCUUCCAUACGUCAUGUGUGAUAAUCGCAACUCAUUGCCAUACUACUGCCAAAAAGAUAACAGGAUAGUAAUAAAAACCCAAUGAUGUCAACUGCCCAAUCAAUUCGAGAUAACAUCACAACUUUGCAUUAUUUUCCUUACGUAAAUAAAAGAUACUGAAGCUUAAAUAUUACUGUCUGUUCCUGAUAACGAUACUGAAAGAUUGAUAAUCCGGAAAUUGCUUUGCGUCCCAAUAUACUAUCUGUAGUUUUGGUUACUGAAGAUAGGAAGUCAUAAUUCAUAAGUCCGGGAUAAAAACUAUCCUAUGUUCUUUCUCAAGGUCAACUCCAUCACUGUACCAAAUUUCAUUCAAAUCAGUUCAGUGGUUUAGACGUGAAAGCGUAACAGACAAACAGAGUUACUUUCGCAUUUAUAAUGUUAGUAGGGAUUCUAUCUGUAGUAACCAAAUCAACAGAUAGUAUUGGGACGGCCGUUGAUAUACACAAGAAUACUUCAGAUAGCACUGUAAUUGGCUUUAAAAAAGACUGAUAUAAUAUUUUAAAACAUUUGGUGGUGGACUUAAAAUGUUACAAAAAAACAAUGACGAAUAUUAGAUUUUUUAUACGUCUAAAACAAAUAAUUAUGUAUGCUCUGCAAGAUAGCAAUUGUCAAAUUCACUUUUUAAGUUUUGCUCAGUGUACACUUAUUUUUGUUGCUGACUGUACAUUUUAUGUUAAGUGAUUAGUUAAACAAAAAACUUAAAAAUGAAAAAAAAUUAGAUACUGUAACUUUAUACUUAAUUUGAAGUUAUGAUUUUGUUUUUAGAUUAGGUAUCAUGUUAGUUGAAGCUAGAAAAUAAGAAUGUUUGAACCACAUUGUAUCUUAUAAGCCCACGGAAAAGAUAAUGACUAGCAGAGAUGUCAUAACGCAAAAUCUCUUAAGAAAGUAGCGCGCCAAAAUGCGGGUGUUCAGGGGACGAGGAAAGUUACUAGCUCCGCCCUUACACGCCUUCUAUUUUCAAAAUAAAAUCACCAAUCAAACAAGACCAAUAUUUGACAGAUUGGUUUUGAUUUGACAAGGAACCCAAACGCGUCGUUAGUUCUAUUAACAGAGUGCUGAUUCCGAGUUUUGUAAGUUUACGCGCUCGAUACGUAAUUAUAACUUGGCUGAAGUAAAGAGUCGUAUGCUACAUGACAUGAUUAGAAUAUAGCACGUUCAUUCAUUUUUCCGUAUAAUGGAGUUUACUAUUUCGCAAGUGAGCGCGUUUAUAGUACGACCAAGUGACAGCCUUUAUGAAAUAAACAUGUCAAAAAUGAAAACUUCGUAAUUAAAUUGUAUGAUAAUUUACGCAUCGAGAAAGUUAACUUGCAAAAUUCGCACUAGGCAUUCUGAUCACACCUACCAUACGUUGCUUGACCUACAAGAAGGUGCCUGGCCUACCUUCCUUAUGGCAUCUCUGCUAUUUUUCCUUCCUCCGUGUAUAAGCCAUUUUCACCAUUUCUAGAUAGGAACAGUUAACUAUAAAAAAACAUAGAACAUCUUGAGUGUAAUUUCAUGUUAAAAUGUUCUAUAGAAGUGGUGAAUUUGGCUAUGUGUAUUGUUUUUUAGUAAAUGUUAUUAGAAUUUGGAUAAAAUUUUAUUAAAUGGUGUAGGCGUGUAUGGAAAAGGAAAAAUUAUAUAUGAAAAGUUUUGUUUAAAAAUAUAAGUGCUGCAAAAAAAUUAUUAGACCUACAAAAUAAUUUUGCAAUAUAAUGCAGUUUCGAAUAUUGAAAAAUAAACUGUAUGGAAUGGGAUGAAAAAUGUAUGAUAAAUUCUAUUCUGUGCAAUUAAAUAUAGGUGCUAUCAUUGUUUUUAUAUAUUAUGUAUAAAAAUGUAAUACAUAAUUUAACCGACUUCAAAGAAAGGAGGUUCUCAUUUUGACCUGUAUGUAUGUUUGUGUGCGACUAUCUCAAGUUUGGCUGACCCGUUUUUGCUGCGAUUUUCAGCCUAGUUUUUGGAAUACUUGGAGAUUUUAGGUUUGUUUUUGAAGUCGGUUUUAUUAUUUUUAGAUACAAUGUGGUAACAUUAUUAUUUUAUUAUGGUGAUUAUAAAAUACAGUGUCUUACACCAGGUGAAACCUUAAGAGAUUUAUAUCUUGAAUACAUUGUACAAUACGACAGGUAUUGUUAGAUAAAUAAGAAAUAAUUUUUAUAUUUUAGUAUGAUAAUGAAUAUUUUUAAGAAUUGAUUGUUUCUUAGUAUUUUUGUAAUUUUCGUUUUGAAUAUUAUGUAAUUUAAAAUAUAUUAUGGACGCUGUGCCUAGUAUGUUUCAAAUUAACCGCCUUUUUAAGAUUAAUUGAAUACAAAGACCAUUAAAUAUGGAGCUCAAAA